AGAGCGGACCGAGAGUAGUUGUAGGUUUUCACGCGGAGGGAAAGCGAGCAAUCAGGGGCAUAUUUUCGGACGAUUGGUGUAGUUCGGAGACUGCUGGAGAUCGGGGGCCUGUUCGCUGCUCCCUAUCUGCAUUGAUUUUUACCAUUGUUUCCACCAGUUGGGCCGAAAUCAGGCCUAGUUGAGAAGGUUUUAAUGUCGGGGAGGCCUUCGCUUGGGCGUAACUCUAGGUGGUAUGAGCAGGUGGCUGGUGUGGGUUUAUGUUUAUGUUUAUGUUUUUUUUUUUUUUUUUUUUUUUUCUUUGUGUAAUUGAUGGCGGAGUGAGGUUUCGGAGUUCGCUGUGCGAGGUUUGUCGUGGUUAUUGGAGUUCCUCGAGAUGUCACUUUGGAUGGUGGUGAGGAGCGGCGCGGCCCUUGGUUGGAGGGUUAGUUGGGAGGGCUUUUGGAGUUUAUGCAAACAGGGUGUGGAGAUGGUGCCGGAGCGUUGAGGUUUUGGAGGAGUCACGGACGGAUACCUCAUUCGCGGAGGCUUUAGCAUGAGGUUUUGGGGUUCUUGAGUUGAUGCAAGGUGCGGGUGCAGAGAUUCGGCUUAAGUAUGGGUGCGGCGGAAGAGGGUUGCACCCGAUUAGAUCAUAGAGAGGAGAAGGAGAUUGUGGCGGAGGAUGUAUUAGGUUCGGACUCUGUACCUGAAGGUCAUAGCGAAGGUCAUUUGAGAACGAAAAAUGAGGUUAGGGAGGAAGAGAUUGUUGUAGACGCUGCCAAUCCUUUGGAAGAGGAAGACCCUUCAUGUGGCUUUGCUGAGGUUGCGAAAGAAAGUGGCAACGAGGGGACUGUCAAACCAGUUCAAGAGGAAGACAUUGACAUUUCUCCAAAUGGCAAUAGUUUGGCCUCUCUCGCUCAUACGCCGCAUGAUAUGGCUGCUCGCUUCAAGAACAUGUUCGUGUAUGACAACUCGUUCUCAGUCUUGCCGGCUUCUAUGAGGAUUUUUAAGCAACUCAGGAAGCUCAAGUAUUGGGCAAAUGAAGUCAAAGUGCUACCUGACGAGAUCGGUGAAUUGACAGAGUUGGAGGAGGUGUGCCUUAAAAUGUCUCCAACAGGUCUCGGUAGUUUGCCUCCUCUUGGCAAGCUUAGCGGGCUGAGAGCUUUAGAACUUCAUCAAACUCCCGUACCUCCUUCUUCUGCCACUUUGACUCGAGACAUUGCUCAACUUCGGUCUCUCACCCGCCUUGCGGUUUGCCAUUUCUCUAUCUCGUGGAUUCCUGCAGAGAUAUCUUCUCUCAAGAAUCUGGAGGAAUUGGACCUGUCAUUCAACAAGUUGAGAUCUUUACCAAAGGAUAUAGCUGGACUCACAGCUCUGAAAAGUUUAAGAGUAGCCAGUAACAAGCUGGUGGAGCUGCCAUCUGAACUUUCAGCGUUGCCGAAUUUGAGUAGUAUUGAUGUGGCACACAACCGCCUCACGUCGUUCCAUUCUCUUGUUCUGCAGUCCAUGACCUCAUUGAGGGCCCUUAAUGCUCAGUUCAACAAGUUGCAAAACAUAGGCCAGAUUCCAGCGUGGGUGUGUUGCCAGUUUGAAGGAAAUGAAAAGCUGGAGACAACGCUUUAUUGUGCUAAGUCUGAUGAUAUAGCCUCUACAGAGGAGUAUCAGUUAGACUGGGAAGUCUCUCCAUCAGCUGGAAGUGCCCUCGUUGUCAAAGUUGAUGAUCUGGUGUGUCCAUCCGUGAAGGGAAACUCUCUCAGCCAGAAAGUAACUACAAACCUGAAAUUAAGGCGCGGAUGGCGGAAACAGGAAAACCAGCAGUACAAAGCUCGACAAGAUCGUCUGAACUGUAGUCGCAAACAUCGAAAUGACGAGCUUUGUGUCAGUAGCGAGGAAACAAGUGUCAGAAAUGUGGAGGUUGAAGAAGUUCCAUGUAUAAGUUCAAGUGGAGAUGAAAGUGUCAUGGACUUACAGCAGCCAAUAGUUUCGGAAUGUAUUGUUGGUGAUGCCGGGAGAGAUGCAUGUGGGACAAAAACACGCGUUCUUGUUUCAGCUAAGCAGGAAUUUGAUUCGAGGGAAGACUCUGAGAAGGGUAAUUGCCACAGUGAGUCUAGUUUAAACAGCGAAAACUUAAGGGGAGGGAAUAUUGGUGGAAAAGUAGAUUCCUUGGUGGGAUCGAAGGAUGAGGGUUAUCGCAGUGACGUUGAUCGUAGAAAUUUGAAAGACAAAAACAGGUCCAGAAAAGCCAUUACUGGUGAUAGAUCUUCUGGAAACGAGGAAUGUAAGUCUUUAGAGGAUUGUGAAAGAUGCAUUGUCAAGCAGGAGGUAAGAUUUAGGCGACACGGCAGUGAUACGGACAGGAAUCCGAAGCCAAGUAAGCGGCGGCGCCCUGCACAAGAUUUUUCAGAAAUUUCGUUCAAAUAUUAUAGUGAAUCUUUUUGUGGGUUCCAUGAAAGGUUGCCUGACGGCUUCUAUGAUGCGGGUCGUGAUCGGCCCUUUUCCUCCUUAGAGGUUUUCGAAAAGGAGCCACCUUCCUUCAACUCGAGGGAGGUCAUCCUUGUCGACAGAGAAAGGGAUGAAGAUUUGGACGAGAUUACGCUUUCAGCUCAGCAGCUUCUUGGAAGGUUGAGGCCGUCACUGUCCAAGAAUAAUGAGGAACAGACAAAGAGAAUGGCAGUGGAUACUUUUCAGAUGAUUACAAUGUUGGCCCUGUUUGUUUCCGACUGUUUUGGUGGCAGUGAUAAAACUCAGAAUGUCACAAACAUGCGCCGAGCUGCACUUGGAGGCACUGCGGGUGCUCCUUUUGUCUGUUCUUGCAGCUCAAGUCUGAGUGCAGGAAGUUCCAAUGGAUUUGUAGAUAAUGGUGUCGGAUCUUCACCUGGGGCUGCACUUCCAAGCGUGCACGCACUCUGUGAAGCUGCAGUGAAGUAUUUGAAGGCACAGAGAGGAUCAAACGUGGUUCCUCUUGGGUCUCUACGAUUUGGCGUGUGUCGGCACCGUGCUAUACUGCUCAAGUACUUGUGUGACCGAGCAGAUCCCGUAAUUCCAUGCGAGCUGGUGCGGGGCUAUUUGGAUUAUAUGCCACAUGCAUGGAAUGUCAUUCUGGUAGAAAAUAGCAGUAGCAGCGUUCGUGUUCUAGUCGAUGGGUGUCGUCCCUUAGAUAUUCGCCAUGAAAGCGAUCCGGAGUACUUCUGCAGAUACAUUCCACUCAAGCGGUUUCUUUUGCCAUCUGCUUUGGAUGGAGAUCGGCUGUUGAACAAUGACAUCACAUCUCCCGUUUUGCUCGAGGAAAUUGGUCAAGGAGCUUCAGGUGCUUCUGUUCGCCGCUGUAAGUUUGGGGAAAUUACAGCAGCUGCGAAGGUUCGACGACUUGAAGGAGGUGGUGAUGGCUUAUCUGGUAAGGGUCCAGAAAGCAGCUGUCUUAGCGAACUGCGCAUACUUUGCAGUCUUGGCACGCAUCCUUGCAUCGUUUCUCUUUACGGCCACCAGUUUGUCUCUCAGUCCGACACAGGUUCCCGGCUCAUCAUAUACAUGGAGCAUGUGAAAGGAGGCUCGCUAGAGGGAGUAAUUAAAGAUUUGGCUAAAGAAGGGAAAAAAUUCAUGUCUCCAAGGCUUGCCUGCCAGGUGGCAAGAAAUGUGGCUUGUGCUUUGGGUAUGCUGCACUCCAAAGGCAUACUUCAUAGGGAUAUAAAGAGCAGCAACGUGCUGAUUGAUCUGGAUUCAAAACAGGGUCCCGAUGGAGGUCCUGUUGUGAAAUUAUGCGACUUUGAUAGUGCUGUUCCAUUGAGUUCGUCAGCUACUCAUACAUGCUAUCUGGCACAUCGCGGUGUCCCACCAAUUGGUGUCUGUGUGGGAACACCUCGUUGGAUUGCUCCCGAGGUGUUGCAGGCCAUGUAUGGAAGGCAUGCCUAUGGAUUGGAAGCGGAUGUGUGGUCUUUUGGCUGCCUGGUGGCUGAAUUACUGACCCUCAGGGUUCCAUAUUCUGGGCUCCUGGAAUCUGAAGUUCACUCUUGUAUCCAGAUGGGUCAACGUCCUCGUUUAUCCGCUGAGCUAGAUAACCUGGCCUCUCAACCUUUUCCUGACAAAAAAACUGCAAUUGACGAAACGGAUAUCCUCAGAGUAUUGGUGAAACUUUUUUACUCUUGCACAAAGGCAAGUCCGUCGCAACGUCCCACUGUUAAGGAGAUUUUUGCAAUGCUUUCAGAGGUUUCCGGUCCUGCCUCGACAAAUGUAGAUCCACCAUUCCAAGAAGAAGCGACUGAUGUAUCCACGAACAUCGACGAGACUGGUCCAAAUAUAUUGAGACCCCUUGAAUCGGGACUUCUAGAGGAAUCAACACCCAAUGAGGCAGAACUGCCAUGCAGUUGCGGAGGGGAGAAGUGUCCGCAUUGUGAAUCAAAAAGUGUCUUAGAGGCAAAAGCUACCUGAUUUCGUAGACGAUAUAUUUGGUGUCCAGCAUUCAAUGAAGAUUUCGAACUAUUUGUCUCAUAAUUACCAGAUAUUCACGAAGUGAAACAGUAUGGAGUAUGGAGUUACUCUUGCAUUAUUGUGUAGCACUAAGAAAUCACUUUUGUUGAACCAUGGUUUGGGCUUGGAACAUACAUAACAGGUAUUCCGUCAUUGAUUUACUGUCGGUAUUUAAUUCUCA
Physcomitrium patens is the source of this 4621-nucleotide messenger RNA. RefSeq lists its product as uncharacterized. The record is from RefSeq and is a predicted model, not a curated record. Gene Ontology annotation, molecular function: ATP binding; protein binding; protein serine/threonine kinase activity. Gene Ontology annotation, biological process: protein phosphorylation. Lineage: Eukaryota; Viridiplantae; Streptophyta; Bryopsida; Funariales; Funariaceae.